Molecule: messenger RNA, 4417 nt
Organism: Vitrella brassicaformis
Lineage: Eukaryota; Vitrellaceae
Source: the annotation of a GenBank genome assembly
CUCAAGUCAUCGCAGGACACCCAGCACACUUGCACGAAGACGCACAAUAUUAAUCGUUGUCUGUCAGCCGCCAGUGAGUGACGGAGAUGCCGUCCGAUGGCAUGCAAGCAUGCAUUACGCAGAGUGAGGUCGGCCAGGAAACACAUACGGACACCCAACACACACUGAUGCCAUGCCAUUGUAGCCAUAAAGACCAACCACAGGGCACGCACACACGAACACGAACACGAAUUAUGCAUCCACUCACUUUAAUCGAGCCCCAUAGGGCGGGAGACCACUCACUCACUCACCAGUAUGUAGGCUACCAACGCAGGCACAACCGUGCCCACGCCCACACACAUGUGGCAGGCAGGCAGGCAGGCAGUCUCACUCCCCUCCCCUCCCCACCCCUUCCAGCACUCACUCGGGGCUUAUCCCGCCAUGCAGCUCCAACCAGCGGGGUUGAAACGCGACGCCAGAUGCCAUCUCAUUUGUCACACCGACACACCCACGCACACGCACACGCACAAGCACAAGAGCACCAGCAAGAUGUGCAAUUGAUAAAGGAGAGGAGGAACAUCCACGUACUGUCCUGUGCUGUCCUGUACGUGGGUGUCAGUCAAUUCAGCCCGUCAGCCAGUCAGCCACACACAUGCAGACAGCCCACACGCCACUACUUCAUCAAGCAAACAAUCAGUGGGCUGGGCGGCCGGCCGGCCUCUAGCUAAUCAUCUACGGGGCGGCGCAACAGAACCUGACGACGGGCUGACAGAAGGGUUCGCCUUGCCAGCUCUCGAGAGCCAAGAGGGGAAGCAAGAAAAAAGAAGACCCUCUCGCCAUGGCAAGGGGUCUGCCUGCCGGCCUGCUUGCCAUCCCUUAUGUCUACACGUCUAUGCUUCUAUCGGCCUGACUGUCUGUCGGCCUGUCUAUCUCUCUCUCUGGGUCGUCUUGUGUGUAAGGGCGACCCUAUAUUCCUGCUGGUCGCACAGCUUGCCCAGCCGCUCGAAUGAGGUGAUGGUGUAAGGGGAUCGGGCCAGGAGUGGGUCGAAGUGGUGCGUGUCGAGUGGGGCGUCCCUGCUGAUGCGCUUCUUGGUCUUGUCGGGGAGGUGCUCGGCCAGGGGUGCGCCGCAGAUGGUGGCCACGCACUCGAUCAGCGGGAUGGCACCCAGGCCGCGCAGCACCACUGUGCGGAUGGGGGGGCGCUGCUCGUCAUGCUCGUCAGAUGAAGACGAAGACGAGGAUGACGAAGACGAUGAUGCCGACGGUGAGGAUGAAGCCGCCGCACCAUUGUGGAAGGGCAGCCCCUGCAGAAACGCCAACACCUGCGCAUACGACCCGUACUUGCGACUCGGCUGGCACCACACACACACACACACACACAUAUGCAACACAGACAGACAUGACUACGCAGGCCCUGCUGCCUUUGCGUGCGUUUCGCUGUCUGGACUGCUUGCUGUCUGGGUGGCUGGCUGGCUGGCUGACCAUGUGCCAGAGCUGCAGUUGCUCUAUCUGUGUGAAUCUCUCGGGGCGCACGAAGGGCGGCAUGAGGGGGAAGGGCUCGUUGCUGGCAUACCGGUUCUCGAUGGUGAGGACCUUGCAGCCGAAGUCGAGCGUGGGCGGGACGAACCAGGUGGACUGCACCUCCUCGCUGGGCUCGGCCAUGCGCGCCAGGGUGCUGGUCAAGUUGGGUCGGAUGAACACCAGGUUGUGGGCACUCUUGGCCAUGAAGGCGAGGCCCUGGUUGAUCUCGGCCGUGUGGUGGUCGGGCAUGACGAAGGGCAGGCCGCGGCGGAUGGGGAUGUGCACCUCGGCGGGGUGCCGCUCGUUGCCCAGCUCGAACUGGAUCUUCUUGCGGUCGCAGACGGCCUUGAGCUCGUGCAGGGCCCGCAGACGCUCGGGGGUGUCCUUGGUCAUCUCCAGGUAGUGGCACUGAUCCAUCCCAUCCACACAUACAACCAGCCGCAACACACCACAGAAAAAGAUAGGGAUGGAUCCGCCCAUUUCUGACUCUGUCUGUCUGUCUGUCUGCAUGUGUGUGCGUGUGUGUGUCUGCAUGUGUGUGUGUGUACCGGUGAGCAGAUGAGUUUGUCCAUCUUGUGGGUGACAGGUUCCUGGAGCAUGAGGCGGAAGUGCCGCAUCUCGCCGGCGUGGAUCGCCACGGCCCCCACCUCCUUCAAACGCCUCCCCUGCAGCCUGCCCAACACCUGACCGAACAACAGACAGAUCGAUGCACAACAAACGAAAUGAGGACUGACACGACACACUGCUUCUCUCCCUCUCUCCCUCUCUCCCUCUCUCUCUCUCUCUCUCUGCGUGCCGACCUGUGUGAGUGUGGUGACGUAUGUGACGCAUGGGUGGAUGGCGAGCAGCUCCAGCGACCGGGUGUGUCGGCACCACUCCAUAAUGCCGUGGUUCAACGCCCCGUCGUCACUUGGCGGGGGCGCCGCAAACGGAUGCAGAUCAUCUGAUUGACAUGUAUGUAUGCAUGGCCAUUCAUUCACAACACACAACACACACAAACAUGCCAAUGGGUUGACGGAGCGUGAGUGAGUGACUGUAUCGCGUUGGCUCACAGCGUUCGGCCACGCCGUGAAUCAUGGUGGGGAUGUGGAACUCCUUGAGUGCGGUGCAGCGGCCACGCAGACGGUGGCUGAGCGAGAAAGGCAGACACAGACGGACAGACAGACAGACAGACAUGGAUGGACGCUCUCAGACCUCUCUCUCUCUCUCUCUCUGGGGCGCUCUCUAUGUGCGUGAUCAGAUGGCUUACUGGACGACCAGCCAGACCCCCGAACGAACAAACACCUGAACCAACACAUCCAUCCAUCCAUCCAGACGGCACACCCCGCUUGGCUUGACACGUCCCUCCCCACCUCCCUCCACACGUCGAGAUGCACCCACCCUCCCCACAUACCUACCUUUUCGAGCAGCGGGAAGUCGACGUAGACGUCAGGGUCAGGUAUGUCGCCCUCGAUCUCUGGCUCGUCCACGCCGUGGCCUCCCACAGGCCCCCCGUCGCCCUUGACGGCCGCCUUGACGCGCUGGUUCCUCUUGUGGCGGUGCCGCUUCAGGGCGCGCUUGCUCGCUCCUUGCGAUGCCGCGGACGGAGGGGAGGGGGAGGGGGCCGGUGUGGGGAGGGGAAUGGCUGCUGCUGCUGCUGACGACGACGACGACGAAGAGGAUGCCACCGCCGCGACUGGUGCUAUUUCUGCGAAUGGGUCGUCGUCAUCAGGCCCAUCAACAGCACCAUCCUCCGCAUCCUCCCCUUGUUCCUCUCCCUGCUGCGGACCCUCAUGGCUGCUGUCGCGCCCCUCAUCAGCGUCGUCCCCGGCGCCCUCCUGUCGGCUGGUCUGCCCCCCUCCCCCUCCCUCUCCCUCUCCCUCCCCCCCUGUGUGUGUCUCUCCUUCUUCUAGCUCCCUGAGCGCCCUCCUCUCUCCUUCUAGCUCGGCGCGGAGGAGGAAGCUGUUGCCCUUGUUGCUCCUCCCGGGGGUGCGGGGGCCGAUGUGGCCGCCCUCCAGAGUGAGGUGCGUGAUGCGGGGGGCCGCAGCCCGCAGGAUUGCCAGGAUGCGGCUGACGGGCGUGGCGCGGCGCAGGUGGAUGUCGGCCGUCUUGACCUCCCCGGAGAUGCGCAACACCCACUUGUCCGGCAGAUCCUCCCAACUGUCGCGUCGUAUGUAUCACAAACACACACACACACACACAUCCAUCCCCGUACACGUGCCCCCGUGUGGUACCCUCCCUCCCCUACCCGGCUCCCCCCUCGCGGAUGUGUAGGUGUUCGAAGACGCCCGUGUGUGGGGCUGUGACGGCGAGCCACAAAGGGUUGUGGGACGGCCGGCCCAGCUUGACGCUCACACGGAUGGCCUCGUUGCUAGACAGAUGCCUGAAUGCCAUUCACACACACACGACCAUCCAUCCAUACCAUACGUCACACACACACAGACACAUAGAGUGGCUGGGGGCGGCCAGCUGUCUGUCUCGCUCGCCUGAGUGCUCACUCACUUGAGUAUAUGUGCGAUGACCCAUAUCGACGUGUUGUUGCGGAUCCGAUCAAACAGCCCGUUCCCACCCUGCACACACGCCACGCACACCGAGAUAAUGAGACUACGAGACUUUCUUGGCCCUCUCUCUGCACGAACCAACCUGCACUGGCUGCGGGCGGGCCCACGACGGCACCUCCUCGCGCCCGGCGAAGUAGAAAGCGGCACCUUUCGCAUCAGCUCUCCGCUUCAGCUGCAGAUAGAUACACAGACAGACAAGAGCAUAGACACAAAUCCAUCGGGGAAGGAGGCAGAGAGCGGCCGCGGCUCACCAUUGCUGCGCUGAGGCGUCGUCAGAGGGGCUACGCUAUCUAUUGCUACGCUAUGGCGGACGGCCUCGCCGUCAUCUCAUCAGUGACUGACUGACACCCGCUGCUGUCCAGUGGGGAAAAACAGGC